CAUUGCGCCCUAAAAGUAUGCGCAAGAUCUCAUUUUUCGAGUGUUGAAUUUUAUUGUCGACAGUAAUUUUUAGAGCCAUCAUGGACAAGUUUGUUGCUUACGGUGCCUUCAAAAUGAGGAUUUGAGGUGAAGUUUAUUUUGUUUUCCAUAAAGCCCAGGCCUUAUCCUUUUCUGAACCAAAGAUUCCAGCCUCUAUACCAAGAACUCUCCAAUGAAAUUCCAGCUUCGAGCCUUCGAUAUUCAAACAUGCUCCUGAUCUCUCACCUGAAACCCUAACCUUUCACCUCUUCUCUUUCACAUCUCUCCCCUGAAACCCUUAUUUGCAAAUCUCUCUACGGUAGCAGUAUUCUUUACUUUCUUCGCAUCUGCUUUUCCCUAUUGGAAUCAAGAGAGAAGUGUGGAGAAGUAAAUGUGUUGAAUGGUGCUGCUUUCUUUACUUCCUAUUGUGGAAACUACUUCCUGCAUUUGGUGAUAUAACAGAAGAAAAUUUUUUGGAAGGGAGGAGAAGAUGAUCGUCUGUGUUGCAGUUGUUGGCCUCCAAAAUAAUCCCUUGUACCUUCAAAGCUUCACAGAGGCAGAUGAUGCCCUCAAGCUCCAUUAUAUUGUGCAUUGUUCGUUAGAUGUCAUUGAUGAGAGAGUGAAUAAUCCGAAGAAAACUGGCUCGACAAUGAAUGAGACAUUCUUGGGUCUUCUAUAUCCAACUGAGAAUUACAAAGUGUAUGGAUAUAUAACCAAUACAAAAGUGAAAUUCGUUUUAGUAACAACUGAUCUGGAUGUUAAAGAUGCAGAUGUGAGAAGUUUUUUCCGGAGGUUCCACUCAGCAUAUGUGGAUGCGGUUUCGAAUCCGUUUCACGUGACUGGGAAGAAGAUUAACUCGGUGUUUUUUGCUGAGAGAGUCCGUGACAUUGUUAAGUCUUUUGGGACAAACACAACUGUGUAAAAUGGAGCUGUUUCUUUUACAGAAACACACAACCUUUAGCAAAAAGUUGAGAUUUGAGAAGCGUACCAACUCUGACUCAGCUUUGAAGAGAAUGGCGAAGAUGAGUCCGAUCCGAAUAAAAAGUGGUGCCCGCAAAUACAUUGUACUGAGGGAGGUUAAGGAGAAAUUAGCAACAAACAUUAACAAAAAAAGAAGGGAAUUAAUUAAUCAAAUUACAAUAUUUUUUU
Messenger RNA from Amborella trichopoda, 1167 nucleotides. Its product is annotated as SNARE-like superfamily protein. Gene Ontology annotation, biological process: endoplasmic reticulum to Golgi vesicle-mediated transport. The record is from RefSeq and is a predicted model, not a curated record. Lineage: Eukaryota; Viridiplantae; Streptophyta; Magnoliopsida; Amborellales; Amborellaceae.